Messenger RNA from Apaloderma vittatum (bar-tailed trogon), 762 nucleotides. RefSeq names its product olfactory receptor 14J1-like. Gene Ontology annotation, biological process: G protein-coupled receptor signaling pathway. NCBI's taxonomy places the organism in Eukaryota, Metazoa, Chordata, Aves, Trogoniformes, Trogonidae. Gene Ontology annotation, cellular component: membrane. The transcript has 2 exons. Gene Ontology annotation, molecular function: odorant binding; olfactory receptor activity. The coding region runs from base 94 to 762 and encodes 222 amino acids. The record is from RefSeq and is a predicted model, not a curated record.
ACAUCCCAGAAUAUUCUNUCCUACCUAGGAUUUGCUUCCCAGCUCUUUUUCUUUCUCUUCUUGAUAUCAGCAGAAUAUUAUCUCCUCACCGUCAUGGCCCAUGACCGCUGCGUGGCCAUUUGCCAACCCCUGCACUACGGGACGCUUCUGGGCACCAGAGCCUGUGUCCACAUGGCAGCAGCUGCCUGGGGCAUUUGCCUCUUCAUUGCUCUCCUGCACACGGCCAAGACAUUUUCAGUCCCCCUGUGCCAGGGCAAUGCUGUGGGACAGUUCUUCUGUGAAAUCCCACACAUCCUCAAGCUCUCCUGCUCACACUCAGACUACCUCAGGGAAGUUGGACUCAUUGUGGUUGGUGUCUCUUUAACAUUUGGCUGUUUUGUUUUCAUGGUAGUGUCCUAUGUUUGGAUCUUCAGGGCCAUGCUGAGGAUCCCCUCGCAGCAGGGACGGCACAAAGCCUUCUCCACGUGCCUCCCUCACCUCGCCGUGGUCUCCCUGUUUCUCAGCACUGGCGUGUUUGCCAACCUGAAGCCCCCCUCCAUGUCCUCCCCAUCCCUGGACCUGGUGGUGUCAGUUCUGUACUCGGUGGUGCCUCCAGCAGUGAACCCCCUCAUCUACAGCCUAAGGAACAAGGAGCUCAAGGAUGCCCUAAGGAGACUGAUCACAGGAUGUUUCUCAGAAACAAUAAACUGCUUGAGAGGAGAACACUGGUGUGUGCAGUCACUGCCAGGACUGGGGAUGCAGAAAGACUCUCGCUGGUCCUGA